Messenger RNA from Phalaenopsis equestris, 2833 nucleotides. RefSeq lists its product as uncharacterized. The coding region runs from base 61 to 2022 and encodes 653 amino acids. The transcript has 17 exons. Gene Ontology annotation, biological process: mRNA splicing, via spliceosome. Gene Ontology annotation, molecular function: RNA binding. The record is from RefSeq and is a predicted model, not a curated record. Gene Ontology annotation, cellular component: nucleus. NCBI's taxonomy places the organism in Eukaryota, Viridiplantae, Streptophyta, Magnoliopsida, Asparagales, Orchidaceae.
UUACCACUAUCUCGGUUACAGUUCUGAAGAAACGCGGACGGGGGUGGAAGAAGAAGCGGAAUGACUAGCAUACGAAGGCUUUUAUCUCCUAUAAAAACUUCUGCAUUCUCGAUUUCUCUCCUUUCUCCCCCCUUUUCUGUUUUAAGAAAUCCCUUUCGUGGAAGAUCAGGACUGGUGAAGAUUUUACCGAAACAUGCUUACCCUGAGUCAGAAACUCAUGUCCUGGCAUUUGGGAGGAUACUGCAGAAGAAAGCUUGGCGUAUCUCGAACCUAUCAGGCCAGAAGUUAUUUGUGGGAAGCUUUCUUGGUUUCUCAGUUGCCACUGGGUUGACCUAUCAGUUUACAAAUAGCAUCUAUGCUAUGGACGACAAUUAUGCUGAGACGGUGGAGCCAUCGGGAUUCUUGAAGGAUGAUCUCCAUGCCUUCUGGUCUUUAGCAAGGAAAUUUCAGUUGCCUGUUGUUUUACUUGUUACAGUACUUUUGGGAUGGAGGCAUCCAUUCGCACUAGCUAUAAAUGUUGGACUUCUACUUUUUUGCACGAGGCCCAACCCAUUCUCAAUUUAUAUGUUUGUUGAGCAGCUGCGCCAAAGAGAGAUGCGUCGGGACCCUAGUCUACAAAAGGCAAAGUUUCUGUAUGUGAAGAAAGUUGAAGUGGAGGAUUACAAGAUACUAUGCAUGGCCAGAGUAGAAUUGAGAGAUAUGAAGCUGGAUGUGAUUGGAAUUCUGGGUGGCUGGUGGGUUUUCCAGACAUCACCUGCACACAGUACUGGAUUCUACCAUGACCCUAAUGAUGGAUGGUAUUACAGCAGCAGAGAUGGUCUUUAUUACAGGUUUGAGAAUGGAACUUACGUUCUUAUUACCUGUGCUGAGGAAGAAAAACUCGCAGCUCCUACAUGCACUGGGUCUGUCUCAAGUGAACCUACAUUUGAUUCAUGCAAUGGAACUAAAAAUGAGCUGCCACCAUCACAGUGGAUUGAGGAGACGCUGAUUGACCUUUAUUUAUCAGGAUAUAAUAACAAUUCAGAUUCUAACCCUGACAGCUUAACGGAUCAUAUGACAAAUGAACAGGGUUGUCAGGUCCAGUGUGAGGGACUAAUUGAUUAUUUAGCUUUAGAUGGCCCAUUUGGCAGUCAAAAUGGUACUGAGAAUCUGCAAAACAACGAACCGACCUCAGACGAUGAACAUGGCAUGGAUGUGUUAACUCACAUAAUCUCAAGCAAAGAAGAGGAAAACUGGCAUGCACAGUAUGGCCAGGUCACCUGUAGAGCCGAUGAUGAUUUGCCACCUUUCUUUGUAGUAGAUCUGUGGGACUGGGAAAUGAUUAUGGAAACUGUAAAGAACAGUUAUGUGUCAAGGUUGAUGGGAAGGGUGACCAAACGUUCUAGUAAACUACAUCCUUCUAUCCCUGCUAACGGGAGUCUUCUGAAAACUGCUGCCAUUCGAGAGGUUCAUCUGGAUUUUGUUCGCGUUGAAUCAGGGAGAGUUUACAGAUUGCGGAGUCCUAGUAUAAAGUAUUUAGUUUCAUUAUCAACAUAUGAUUCUUCCAAUCCGACAAAAGAUUGGGACUUCCCUGAUUUUUUUUCCUCCAACUAUGAAUAUACUCCAGUUAGUCAUGAUCAAGACUACAACUUAGCUGGGGCUGUUUAUGCAAAUUCUUCCAGUACUAUUGACGAAAUGCCUUCAAUGGCUAAAAUGAAAACCGGUUCAGAGUACAGAGAUAGAGCUGCCGAGAGGAGGGCCUUACAUGGUGGUUUCGGUACAGGUUUGGGAGAAAAGAGUUUCCUUGAUGAUGAUUAUAUUUCCGGAGAAUCUCGAACACCAGAGACAAAUGGGAUUCUAAAUGAAGCUAUAAAUGCCUCAUUCGGACCCGGAAGUUGUGCCAGAAAAAUUCUCGAAGGCAUGGGAUGGAAACAUGGCGAGUCUCUCGGGAGCUCCAACAAGGGCAUUUUAGAGCCCCUGUGUCCUGUUGGUAAUAAAGGCUAUUCUGGUUUAGGGUGGAAUCAUGCUCGUGGUGAGAACUGAUAAAACAGCCAUAUUUUACUUUUGGGUUCAUUCUCUGAAGACUAGAUUCCUGAAUUUUAAACUACCUUCUGGUUUCAUAUAUGAUGGCAUCUUGAUUCCAGUUUGAGGGUUUUAUAAGAUGAGUAUUUUGAACUCCAUUUUAUUGGAUCUGUUGGAGGGAGAGCCAAAUUCCCUAUCCUAGCCACCGAUCCUCCCUCCAGAGCCGCCGGACUCUCUUCAUGCCAUCCUCCUUGCAGAAAAAGAGGGACAUCGUAUCCCCCCUCUCAAGCAUUCUUCGCUUUGUCGCCGUGUUCUCCUUGGAGAUGGUGGAGGCUAAUGACGGCGAACCACGAAAAAAUAAAAGUUUCCAGCCGCAAGAGAAGCAUUUUUGUCCAAGAUGGAGGGAGUAGGAGGUGGGAGGACCUGAGUAGCAACCUCUGGGUUGUGUUUUUCUUGUGGAUCGGAGCCGCAAAUCUUAUAGCUGGUGUGCCAUAUGUGUGCUCAACGUGAUGGUACGCUGCGUGGGAUCCAUUUUCCUGGCAUGUGCUCGACUUCCGGGGUUUGAAUGAUAUUUCUCAACGUCUCGGUUGUUGGCGCGAUGAAGCCGUUGACUUUGCCAUUCUCUUCAAUUUCGACAUCGCCUAAAGUGAGGAUGUCAUCGAUUAUGUCUACUUCCCAUUCUAUUCCAACGAGAUUUAUCUUGAAUAUGUCGCAAACAUGUGUCCAAUGUUUCAAUAUUUCAACAUGAAGAAUCCUAAUGUAUUUGAAUUUGAAUUUUGCAAGGCCAUUUGCAAAAUUGAAUUUUUUAAGGGAAUGGCUAUGGAUGAGAGCU